Penicillium odoratum is the source of this 2097-nucleotide messenger RNA. RefSeq lists its product as uncharacterized. The transcript has a single exon. NCBI's taxonomy places the organism in Eukaryota, Fungi, Ascomycota, Eurotiomycetes, Eurotiales, Aspergillaceae. Bases 1 to 2097 code for a protein of 698 amino acids. The record is from RefSeq and is a predicted model, not a curated record.
AUGGCACAUUCACGUCCUUCUGCUCGCGCCCGGCCCUCGAGACCGAUUCGUCAAAACCGAACCCAGGUUUCGUCCUAUCAUGAGGAAUCCACAUCUGACGAGUUGGACCAGCUGCAAAAUUCUGAUCAAAAUGUCUCCCGGCGUGGCUCACUAUCCCUGCGUCCUCGAAAUACACCAAAAACACGCCGAUCCUAUCGGGAGAAGUCCACCGAUGAAAGCCUUGGGGAGCUGUCAGAUGAACACGAUUUGAAUGUCAAUCCAACUGCCGCUGAGCUGCCACCUGUGGAACAGAUUCCUGCUGCCAUUCCCCCGCCCACCUCCCGUGCCCCGCAGCGCACUCGACGUGCUCCACCUCGGUCCACCAAAACCAAACGACCACGGCCAAAGUCAAGAGCACUGGGACAGCCGUCGAAAAAGCGCUCCAAAAAUGAGCCCGAACCGUUCUUCGUGGGAUCUGGAGUGAUUCCUCCAUGGCAAACACUCCCGUAUCAUAUCCUCUUUGAAAUCUUCCUCCGAGCCUACUACCCUCUUGACGAUCCCAAGAUCCAAGCAGUUAAGACGCCUGGCAAAACACCGGAGACAAAGUCAGCCAACAACAUUGUUGGCAUCGCAACUCUGUGCCGUGGGUUUUCGGAAGCUGCUCUUGCAGCUCUAUACUACCGACCUCCAGUAUUCUCCGCAUACCACGGCCAUGGACUCUUGAAUUUGCUAUCGAUGCCCUCAGAAUCCCAGUUUAUUAACUACGCUGGGAAGAUCAGAGAGCUUUAUAUCGAUGCUGAAAGUGUUCUUACUUUGAAAAGCGGCCCGACCCUGGGCUAUUUUGACUUGCCCCAGUUGCUUCAAAAAACCCCUCGACUCCACACCCUACGCCUCUACCAUCCUGAGGAUGUGGUCUUCGGGCAUCCACCAGUGACUCUUUCCCUAUCAAAGUGGAGCUACUCAGAACCGUUAUUUUCAGCCCUUGAUCAAAGUGGAAUCAAGCUGCGCAGUUGGGAGUGGAACGGUCGCUUUCUUGACACGGACUUGUUGCUUCCUCUCAUGUUAGAGAAACAUUCAAGUCCCUCAUUUCAAGGAGUCAAAGACAUUCGGCUUGUUCAUCUCCUCGACAAUAAUCGAGAGGACACUUGUGGCAAGGAAAUCGCUCUUGCCACGACUCUCAAGGCAUUGCCCGACAUAGAGCGUCUUGAAUUCCACGAGUGCAGCAUUUUAACUGGCAGCAUUCUAGAGCAACUGCCACUGACACUCCGCUCACUGACGAUUUCCAAUUGUGAUCGACUGGUGGCCAGUAACAUUACCGAACUCCUGAAAAUCCACGGCGGACAACUUCUCGAGCUGACCCUUAAUCACAAUCGCCACAUGAGUAUGGAGUUCAUACCCCAUCUAGGUAUUUGCUGCCCACAACUGGAAAGGUUCAAGGUAGACAUGUCCAUGUUUGACACGUCAAGCUAUCAUGACCUUGAACCUCAUUUCCCUCAGCUUCUCUAUCAUGACCAACGUCCAACCUGGCCUGAGAGUCUGCAAGAAAUUGAACUGCAUCAGCUUCGACACUGGGAUUCAAAAUUAGGGGAGAUGUUCUUCACGUCUUUACUUGAGGCCGCGCCGAAGUUGAAGGAUCUACGGUGGGUGGACAUCAGUGUCAUUCUUCCGGUUGGAUGGCGGGAUCGUGCUCAAUUUCGAAAGAAAUGGGUUGACCGCUUGACAGCGGCCUUCUUGCGGCGUAGCCCUCCGCCUAACCCAAACUUUCGUUCUCUACGAAAACGACCGCUGGCUCCUGUUCCACAUGCUCCCAUUCCCGACGCCUCAGCCCGUGCCAACACCGUAGACGGCGAAUCCCACACUUCCAAACGGCACAGCAGCCGCAUAGCACAGCAAAAGAUUCCCACAGACAACUUAGAGGCGAAUUUAUCCGACCACGACAAUGAAUUUGAGCAUCUGGAAAAUGCCCAGGGAAUGUGUCAACAUUUCACAAUUCGGAUUGACAAUCAACGACCUAAUGAAUUCCAAUACAGCGAAAAACACUUCCUUGAUGAUGAAAUCAGCGGCGAUGAGGACUGGGCAGGCGAUGAUUUCGAGCCCGAAGAUGGCCACGCGUGGUAG